GUCGCGCCGCCUUCAGCUCCGAGUUGUGAUUCGCUCCCCUUCCCUUCCCUUCCCUUCCCUUGAGUGUUUGUGUUUCUGCGGGAGACGACUCUGCACUGUUAGAUCAUGCUGCCCUCCCUACUUAUUGUCUCGAUUCCUCUGCUGAUCUGCAUGCUGAUUAACUCCUCCUCCUCCUCCUGACUCUGCUUCCCCUGCUUCCCACCCCGAGGUUCUUGCCUUCGCCCUUCUUGUGCCUCCCCGCAUCAUCGUCGGUUGUAUCGCACGCCGUGCAUGCAUGUCUUGUGCUUGUUCCUUGGCCCCUGAAUUCGCGAUCGAUCGAGAAGAAGGGGUUUUUCGUGGGUUUUGGGGCUCGAUUGGUCGUGAUCUCGAUCGAUUUGGGUUCGGAUGGGGUCCAUGAUUUGCAUGAACGAAUCCUGCGGGUCUCCUUGUCCCGAGUGGACCAAGGGUUGGCCUCUCCGAUCUGGUGGCCUCGCUCGUCUCUGCCUCCAGUGCGGGUCUGCCUACGAGAAUUCCUUGUACUGCAAUCUUUUUCACCAGGAGGAAUCUGGCUGGAGGGAAUGCAGAUUUUGUGGCAUGCGCCUCCACUGUGGAUGCAUUGCCUCAAGUUCUUUGGUCGAGUUCAUGGACUCUGGAGGUGUCAUGUGCAUUUGUUGUUCAAAGAAGCAAACUCAUCCAGUAAGAUUUGCUCUCAACAUUCAUCCACUUCAACUGAAGAUAGAGGAAGAGAUGAGGAGAAGCUGAUGCAGUUAUACAAGUUCGUGUCCAAUGAACCAAAAAUUUUGCUUCAAGCUCCUAGAGAUGAUAUUCGUGCUUCUUAUGGGGAAGUACAACAAGAGACAAGACCCUUCAGUGGGGAAGCUGCUAUUGAUUUUUCACAUGGGACCGACCCCACAGGAGGAUCACGUAAAUUGACAAAAUUGGAGGACAGCAGAUUCUUGCUUAAAUUGAAGGAUACACACAGAUCUCUUCCACAUCCAUCUCUGAACAUCAGUUUGGGAUCCCUAGGUGUAAGUUCACAUAUCGCACUGCCUUUCUCUGGAGGGGUUGGGGAAGGAAGUCAAACCGAGGGGCCUUCUUCCCUCCAGCAAGGACCGAGGUCUUGUCCAAUCUUGCCUAAAUUUUCUAAAAGUGGCGUAGCAGGCCCAGAGACAAUUAAAAUUCCUCCAGUGCGUGUUGCAAGGCCACCCGCUGAGGGGCGGGGAAAGAAUCAAUUACUUCCUCGAUACUGGCCGAGAAUCACUGACCAGGAACUGCAGCAAUUGUCUGGAGAUUUGAACUCUACUAUCGUGCCCCUUUUUGAGAAGGUUCUCAGCGCAAGUGAUGCUGGUCGAAUUGGUCGUCUGGUCUUGCCGAAAGCUUGUGCUGAAGCAUACUUCCCUCCUAUAUCUCAAUCAGAAGGUAUUCCAGUGCGAAUUCAAGAUGUAAAGGGGAAUGAAUGGACUUUUCAGUUUAGAUUUUGGCCCAAUAAUAAUAGCAGAAUGUAUGUUUUGGAGGGCGUUACGCCUUGCAUACAGUCUAUGCAGCUCAGAGCUGGCGAUACAGUAAUAUUUAGUAGGAUCGAUCCCGGAGGCAAACUUGUUAUGGGUUUUCGCAAGGCAUCAAACUCUAGUGAUCCGCAGGACAACCAAGUAUCCAUAGUCCCUAAUGGGGAUUUAUCCAGGGAAGGUUCCUUCCAGCCCUUCAUGGGGAGUCUACCCAUAGUUGAUGAUUACUCUAAUCUUUUCCGGACUGCAAGUGGAAUCAAGGAUCCUCGCUUGAAUCCUUCGUCUGAGCUUCUCAGAAAUAACGAUGGUGACACCUUUUGCGACAAGACUGAGGACGAUGUGGGCAGGACGUGUGAAGAUCCGGCCCAACAAGCAUCGCCGAUUAGCGAAAAGAAAAGGACUCGUAACAUAGGGUCUAAAAGCAGGAGAAUGCUAAUACAUAAUGAAGAUGCUCUGGAGCUUAGACUUACAUGGGAAGAGGCUCAAGAUUUGCUACGACCCCCACCAUGUGUAAAACCAAGCAUUGUCACUGUUGAGGGGCACGUUUUCGAAGAAUAUGAUGAACCCCCAGUAUUUGGGAAGAGGACUAUAUUCGUAAGCCAGCUAUCUGGGGGACCCGAACAAUGGGCUCAGUGUGAUGACUGCUCCAAAUGGCGAAAGUUGCCUAUGGAUGUUCAUCUUCCUCCAAGAUGGACAUGUUCAGACAAUGUCUGGGACUCUGGAAGGAGAAUCUGUUCCGCACCGGAUGAGAUGAGCCCAGAGGAGCUGGAGAGUCUUCUUAGAGUGAGCAAAGAUGUUAAAAGACAAAGGGUUGAUGAGGACCAUAGGAAAGAUACAGAUGGUGAAACUUCAGGCUUGGAUGCUUUAGCUAGUGCUGCUGUUCUUGGGGAGAGCAUAGAGGACCCAGGUAAGCCAUCGUGUGGGGUCACCACAAAACACCCUCGUCACCGUCCAGGUUGCACAUGCAUCGUGUGCAUCCAACCCCCCAGUGGGAAGGGUAAGCACAAGCCCACAUGUACCUGCAAUGUGUGCAUGACAGUGAAGCGCCGCUUCAAAACUCUGAUGUUGCGGAAAAAGAAACGCCAAUCAGAUCGGGAGGCUGAAACUAUACACAAGGACCUGAUUCAUUAUGGUCAUGAGUUAGGAAUUGACGGAGCUUCAUUCGAGAUAAAUCACGGAGAGAGUGUAACCAGCCAGAAUAAAAAAACAGAGGUGGCAGAUAGCAGCAAUGGCCACAUUGACCUGAACUGCCACCCCGACCAUGAGAACGUGCAGCUCGAGGGAGAAAUAUGCAGCAUCAUGGGGUUUACUCAAGAAACUAAGUAUCCUUCAGGGAAUGAUUCAACCCACGAUGUGAUUCCCACCUUGCAAUGUGAGCAUCUAGCCAGCACAAGCUCCGGUUUGUUUGGACAAACCGUUGAAGAGAAGGGGAAACGGCUGACUAAUGGAGAGUGCCUUCCAUCCAUUUUACAUGAAACCAACGAUGCGGGCGAUGAAGGGUAGGCCGAGGCACUUAAAGUCUCUGCUGAAACAUCUUUUGGUUGAGGUUGGACUUUUCGAGUUUACAUUUGUCUCCUCUUUUUUUAAAUUUGAGAAAUUGCAAAAUGUUCCUUAAGGGGUUGGUGAGUGUUGAUCCGGAACGAGUUCGCUCCACAAUUUUGGGACUUUUGCCAUGUCAUUCCGUGUUUGGUAUAGAUUUUAGGCUUGAGAAGGGAUAAUAAGUUUUCUGUGUUUGAGAUGCGAUAUAGAGUGCCCAUCAGAUUAUUUGAGAA
This is a messenger RNA of Syzygium oleosum, 3256 nucleotides long. Its product is annotated as B3 domain-containing transcription repressor VAL1-like. NCBI's taxonomy places the organism in Eukaryota, Viridiplantae, Streptophyta, Magnoliopsida, Myrtales, Myrtaceae. The transcript is spliced from 12 exons. Gene Ontology annotation, molecular function: DNA binding; zinc ion binding. The record is from RefSeq and is a predicted model, not a curated record. Bases 558 to 2987 code for a protein of 809 amino acids.